Molecule: messenger RNA, 815 nt
Organism: Penaeus monodon (black tiger shrimp)
Lineage: Eukaryota; Metazoa; Arthropoda; Malacostraca; Decapoda; Penaeidae
Exons: 3
Coding region: 1-807 (268 amino acids)
Source: RefSeq, a predicted model, not a curated record
AUGCGAAGCGGCGGCAGCGCAUCCGUGGACGCGGCGCAAUCGAAGGCGGACAGCGGCGCGCGGGCGGUGGGCGCGGGCAGCGUCAGUGCCUCCGUGAGCGGCGCCGAAGCCAGCAGCCCCUCCGACGGCUCCGAGGCCUCGCUGGCCCUGUACAACAACGUGAACGUGCCGAGCCUGGCCUCCGUGCUGGGUCGCCAGGCCGCGCCGCGCCACCACAAGCCCCGGCGGCACCGCCAUGAGUCGGGGGCGUCCCCUAAGAGCCGCAAGUACGUGCCCUCCAAGAACUCGGUGAGGCGGCCGCUGCUCAACGCCUCCGUCGCCGACGCCCACGGCAGGGCGGUGUGGAGGGCCCCGCCCAUGGCCACGACCUCGCUGCCGGACCCCGUCAAGCCCAAGAUGAGGAGCACUGGCUGCUGCAGCGGCUGCUGCUCCAAGGUCAGGACGGCGGGAAGCGGCUCCCUGCUCCUGCUGCCCCUGCACCUGCUCAUCCUGGUCCUGCUGCUCUCCUACCUGGUGCUGGGGGCCUUCAUCUUCUCUCAGCUGGAGGCUCGAGGCUUCACGGAGCCGGAGGUCCUGAGCGUGCCCAACACCGUCCAACUCCCGGGGGCGCCGCGAGACCCUGCCAUGAUGGAGGCGCGGAAGGAGCUGGUCGAGAGGGUCAUUAACGCGUCGCUGGACAUUUUCCUGGAGAAGAGUCAGGAGGCGAUCAUCGCGGCCAUUUUCACGUCGCAGAGGAUGCAGAACGCGCUCAGGGCCUUUGAGGUAAGCAGGGGGAUUCUCUGCCUUUUUUUUUUUUUUUUUUUUUGAGAGGUGGG